GAACUCUUGAUUUAAAAGAUCAAUCUUGGUCUAAUAUCUUCGCUCUUCUUAUUGCUGCUGACGAAUUAUUGCUUGAUCGAUUGGUUGAUUACGUGCAAAAAUAUCUUAUUGAAAACGGAUCGACUUGGCUUGAAGAGAAUUUUACUAUGGUUAUGUCUACCGUCUUUAAGAUUCAAAGUUUUAAAAAGAUCCAAUCUUACAUUACAACAAAACUUGCUCCACCAGUAAAUUCAUAUCUCGAUAUUCUUGAAAUUCUUAAUAUUGCUGAUAAAUUGGCUCUAGACAAUUUAAUUGAACGGAUUAAACAAUCUUUUAUUAGAAAUGAACCUUCUUGGUUUAAAGAAAAAUUUGUUGAUUUCUUGUCCGAGGUUACUAACCUUAAAAGAUGUGAGAAAAUUCAAGAUUCAAUUAUAAAAAUUAUUAAGGAUCAACAAAUCUCUUGGCUUAAAGAAAAUAUAUUUGUAUAUUUAUGGGAUAUCAAAAAUUUUAACAAAUUUAAGAAAAUUCGAGAUUGUAUCGUGGAGACUGUCUGUAUAGAUCCAGAUCCAUUAUUAUUUGAGUUAGAAAAUUUUCCAACAUUAGAAAAAGACAUUUUUUUGGAAUUUAUUAAGAGAGAAGAUCUAAUUAUUGAAGAGAUCGAUCUUUGGAAUUAUUUAGUGAAGUGGGGAACGGCUCAAUUCAUUUCUUUAUCUGAGGAAAAACCUGUCAAUGCAGAUGUCACUAGCUGGGGAGAAAACGAAUUUUUAUUAUUUAAAACGAAAAUAGAACCAUUUAUAAAUUAUAUUCGAUUUUGUGAAAUUUCACGGGUUGAAUUUUAUUACCAUAUUUUGCCUUUUGAAAAAGCAUUGCCAGAAGAUCUUUAUAAAGAAUUAGUUGCUUAUUUCAUAGCCGAUAUUAAACCACAACUUGUUUGCUUGCAACCACGUGUCGAAAUGACUAGUAUUGACUCUGUUAUCAUUAACAAGAAAAAUGCACGAACCAUUGUCAAGUGGAUCAAAGGGAUAACUGCUUUUAACAAACAACCUUCUUACGAGUUUAUAUUUUGUUACCGAGCGACCCACAAUGGAUUUAAUUUCAAAGAACUUAAUGACAAGCUUUACAUUCGUUCACGAGUUAUGUUGAUUAAGAUUAAAGAUUCUGAUAGAAUAAUUGAUCCUAAUGAUGAUGGGUUUGUUCUCAUUUUUGGAAGUGGAAUAGAUUCUAAUUGUAAGAUUCCUUGUCGUGUGAUGUUUAAUAGCAGUUAUGGAUCUCUACCAUCGAUAGAUUUUGAUUUUGGAAGACACUUGAAAUUGAAAAGAGGGUAUGAACCUAAAAAUAACAUUUUAAUUAAUUUUGAUGAUACGAAUAUUACUGCUGAAGAAAUUGAAAUAUUCGAAAUUAAAAUCAAUAAUUAA
Racocetra persica is the source of this 1394-nucleotide messenger RNA. The record is from the annotation of a GenBank genome assembly. NCBI's taxonomy places the organism in Eukaryota, Fungi, Glomeromycota, Glomeromycetes, Diversisporales, Gigasporaceae.